This is a messenger RNA of Acromyrmex echinatior (Panamanian leafcutter ant), 1289 nucleotides long. RefSeq names its product mediator complex subunit 7 (gene MED7). Lineage: Eukaryota; Metazoa; Arthropoda; Insecta; Hymenoptera; Formicidae. Gene Ontology annotation, cellular component: mediator complex; core mediator complex. Gene Ontology annotation, molecular function: transcription coregulator activity. The record is from RefSeq and is a predicted model, not a curated record. Gene Ontology annotation, biological process: regulation of transcription by RNA polymerase II.
GCUGGUCAACGCCAGUCAACAGUGUCAACACGGCCGACCGGGUCGACGUCAGAUUCAACAUGGGCUUGAGACUUGAGAGGGAGAGCGUCCUGUGAAUAUCAAUGGAUAUCGGAGAGAGAAGAAUGGAUCUUCCAUCCUUGCGAGGAAGAAACACUUGUCGACCCGCGUAGCACUGCACCCGCUUAGCACUUAGUAGCGGCAGUAGUACAGUACAGUGCAGCACCAUGCAAAAUGGCCGACCAGAGGACUGUCAAACAAGUGACUAUCGACAGUGUCGACUGAAGUGACGCAAUUAGAAUCGAGAUCGCCUUGUUUGGCUUGUUUCGCUUUGACGCUGUGGGAGAUCUUGACAGGCGUAACACGAUUUACACGAUACUACGAGCGACUACAGGACAGUACAGGAGCGGCGAUCUCCGCUCAAGGAAAUUGAGAAAGGAUUCUCAGGUAACCUGUCCUUCCGCUCGUCGACCUCAUCCGCCGGUAUCGAAGUGUGAAUCGAGAAUGGCGGCUCCCGAAGCAAUCCAGGUUAGCUCCCUGCCGUUGCCGCCCGUUCAAUACAUCAAUCUCUAUACGGAUGAGAAUGUACGGCGUGGACGAGCCCCGCGACCGCCGCCGCCGAUCCAUGACACCUACUCCAUGUUUAGCAACAUGUUCAACGCCGAUGACACUAUCAUUAGGCCGCUCGAGGCCCAGGGCAUCAAGAGGUUAUACCCGCAACACUUUGAUCGUCGACGCGAGUUGAAGAAGCUCAAUCACUCAUUGCUCGUCAAUUUCCUCGAUCUGAUAGAUCUUCUUGUUCAGUGCCCCGACAGUCCAAGACGCGCGGAGAAAGUCGAGGAUCUUAGUCUAUUAUUCAUUCACAUUCAUCACCUGCUAAAUGAAUUUCGACCGCAUCAAGCCAGGGAAACGUUGCGAGUUAUGAUGGAAUUACAGCGUAGACAACGUCAUGAAACAGCAUUGCGUUUCCAGAAACACCUCGAAAAGGUUCAAGAAAUAUUGCAGCAUGCCUUACAGAUGCUUCCCGAUACAUCAGAAUUGGACUCCAAGCUUGCGAUAAACACAGAUGCUAUGGAAUCCGUAGACAAUUUAGGCUUCGAACAACAAACGCAGGAUCCUUGUAGUUCAAGUGAUCGUAUUAUGUGCAAAGUGAUAGAUGAUAUGCUUUCCUCGAAUGGACUGUUUUAAGGUAUCGCUCUUUAUUCUCCAAUGUGCAAAUUAAUCUAUCAAGGAAUAUUCUGAAAUAAUUGUACAUAAUACACAACAGUAAUAUAAUGAUGUGCUUUUGAAAA